AUGGAAUCAAAGAACAUCACCACCACUGUGAGAGAAUUCGUCCUGUUGGGCCUGACACAGAGUCACAAGCUGCAGUAUUGUCUCUAUGUGAUCUUCUUUCUCAUCUAUGUAACAACCUGGCUACUGAACUCCACCAUCAUUGCCACUGUGGCUGUGGACCAGCAGCUCCACACCCCCAUGUACUUUCUCCUGGCCAACCUCGCUGUCCUUGACAUCAGCGAUUCCUCAGUCAAUACCCCCAAACUGCUGUCAGGCCUCCUCACCCAGCACAGCACCAUCUCAUUCAAUGAGUGUUUCCUCCAGAUGUUCUUCUUCCAUUUCAUUGCAGGUGCAAUGUCCUUUUUGCUGGUGGGGAUGACGCUGGAUCGCUACGUGGCCAUCUGUGAGCCCCUGCGCUACCUGUCCAUCAUGAGCAGGAGCACCUGCACAGCCCUGGUGGCAGCUGCAUGGUUUGCUGGAUUCCUUCAUUCUAUUAUCCAAAUUGGUUUCCUUCUGCAGCUGCCAUUCUGUGGCCCAAAUGUACUGGACAGUUUCUACUGUGACCUCCCUCAGAUCAUCAGACUGGCCUGCACUGACACUCGCAUGGCUGAGCUGCAGAUGGUGCUUAAUAGUGGAGGGAUCCUCAUCACCCUUUUUGUAAUCUUGAUUAUUUCUUACAUUGUCAUCUUGCUGAAGAUAAGGACACGCAUCACAGAAGGGAACCGAAAAGCUCUGUCUACCUGUGGGACACAGAUAACUGUUGUGAGCUUAAUAUUCAUCCCCUGCAUCUUCACCUAUGCUCAGCCUUACAAGAAAUACCCUAGGGACAAGUUGUUCUCCAUUAUUUACACUGUGGUCACUCCAAUGCUAAACCCCAUGAUCUACACACUGAGAAACACUGAGAUGAAAAAUGCCAUCAGGAGAACACUGGGGAAAAUAUUUCUGUCUGCAGGAAUACAGAAACCAGGCCAGACAGUAGUUCCAAAAACACAAAAUCUGAUGUUUCCAUGA
Messenger RNA from Oenanthe melanoleuca, 990 nucleotides. RefSeq names its product olfactory receptor 4D2-like. NCBI's taxonomy places the organism in Eukaryota, Metazoa, Chordata, Aves, Passeriformes, Muscicapidae. The record is from RefSeq and is a predicted model, not a curated record. Gene Ontology annotation, biological process: G protein-coupled receptor signaling pathway. Gene Ontology annotation, cellular component: membrane. The coding region runs from base 1 to 990 and encodes 329 amino acids. The transcript has a single exon. Gene Ontology annotation, molecular function: olfactory receptor activity; G protein-coupled receptor activity.